GCAACUAUGGCAUCGAAUGUACCUCAACCUAAAGCAUGGCCGAUUAUUGGAAAUGUGUUGGACGUGGAUACGGUCAACAUGACCCAGAGCUUCGAAAGGCUGGCAGACAAAUAUGGCGAGAUCUACAAGCUCGACUUGUUGGGCAAGCCAACCUACGUGAUAUCGAGCGUUGCCUUGGUCGCCGAGGUCUGCGACGAAAAGCGAUUCUGCAAGAAGAUCGACACAUUUCUGAACCAGCUGCGACUCGCUGUUGGCGAUGGCCUCUUCACAGCGCACAAUCAUGAACACAAUUGGGGUGUUGCACAUCGGGCCCUCAUGCCCGCUUUUGGUCCACUACCUAUACAAGCCAUGUACGAUGAAAUGUACGACAUCGCAAGCCAGCUGGUCUCGAAAUGGGCACGCGAUGGCGCGGAUCACGAAAUCAACGUCACGGAUGAUAUGACUAGACUUACUCUGGACUCGAUUGCGCUCUGCGCGAUGGACUACCGCUUCAAUUCGUUCUACCAUGAAGAGGUACACGAGUUCAUCCGAGCUAUGGGUGAUGUGUUGCUCGAAUCGGGGAAGCGAGCGAUGCGAAGCAAGAUUGAAGCUUGGCUUAACCCUUCCGCUGAGAAGAAGUUCUUCGCGGACAUUGCUACGUUGAAGAAGGUCGCCCAGCAGUGCAUUGAUCGACGAAGAGCCGGCCCGGGAAAGAAGGAUCUUCUGGAUGCCAUGCUCAAUGGCAAGGAUCCAAAAACAGGAGAGAAGCUUUCGGACGAGAGCAUCAUCAACAAUAUGAUCACGUUCCUCGUGGCAGGUCACGAGACAACAUCUGGAAUGCUAUCAUUCACUCUCUUCUACCUACUCAAGAAUCCCGAAACACUACAGAGAGCACAGCAAGAGGUCGACUCUGUGGUGGGAUCAGGUCCCAUCGAAUUCAAGCAUAUCAAAGAGCUGAAGUACAUCGAAGCAGCGCUUCGGGAGGCUCUUCGCCUCUGCCCAACGACUGUUGGCUUUUCUGUAGGGCCCGUCCCUGGUACUAAGGGACCAGUAACGCUAGCUGGGAAAUACGUGCUCCCUCCUGAUGCAGUCAUUAUGAUUCUGGGGACCAGAAGUGGUCGUGAUCCAAAGGUUUUCGGCGAGGACGCCGCCGAGUUCAAGCCAGAGCGGAUGCAUGAUGAACAUUUCAACAAGCUCCCUCCAGGGGCGUGGAAGCCUUUCGGCAAUGGUAUGCGAGGAUGCAUAGGCCGGCCCUUUGCGUGGCAAGAAGCCAUUCUGGCUCUGGGCAUCAUCCUACAAAACUUCAAUCUUCGCUUUGCAGAUCCAAGCUACGAAUUGAAGAUCGCCGAGACAUUGACAAUCAAACCCGACAACCUCCUCAUCAAGGCUCAAUUGAGAGACGGAAUCGAUCCCAUUCAGCUGUCAAAGAAGCUUCAUGGCGAGAUUCGAACUGCUGCUAGGGAAGAACCUGCUAAACACUUGGCUUCAAGCAAAAGUUCCGGAGACUCUGGUCAGUUGACAAUCUUCUUUGGCUCUUCUGCUGGUACAUGCGAAGGGCUUGCGCAGUCUCUAGCUGCCUCUGCACGAGUUCGUGGCUUCGACACAGUCGUUAAGUCACUCGAUGCGGCGGUAGACAGGUUUCCCAAAGAUCAUCCGGUCAUAAUCAUUACUUGCACAUACGAAGGCCAACCACCAGAUAACGCUAAAAUCUUCGUCGAGUGGCUCAAGACUGCGGAUAGGAGCAAGUUCGAAGGUGCACAAGUCACGAUCUUUGGCUGCGGUCAUCGAGAUUGGGUUUCGACAUAUCAAAAGAUGCCGAGAACAAUCGAGGGAGAGCUAACAGCGAAAGGAGCAGCACUGCUAGCUCCGCGUGGUGAGACAGACACUUCCCAAGGCACCAUUCUGGACGACUUCGAUGCUUGGACGAGUAGGCUUUGGCCUUCGAUCUCUGCCGAUGGGAAAGAAUAUAGUUCUGCCAGCUCUCUUGAGCUUCGCCUUUCCACGAAUUCGAGAGCAUCGCAUUUGCAUCACAAAGUCUGGGACGCAAAGGUCGUGAGCAAUCGGCGUAUUACAUCUCUAGAAGCACCAGAAAAGCGCCAUGUGACCAUCAGUCUGCCGAGGGAUAUGCAGUACGACGCCGGCGACUACCUAGCAGUGCUGCCUUUGAACAACCAGCAACUUGUCUCUCGAGUCCUACGUCGCUUCUCCCUGCCCUGGGACACGGCCAUGACUAUCACUAGCGGCUCUCAUGCAACCAUUCCGGAGAACCGAGAGCUUCCAGUCGCCUUAAUUCUCUCCGGUUACAUCGAACUCGGUGCUCGCGCAUCCCGCAAAAGUCGAGAUGUAUUGUCGGAGCACUCCAAACUCUCACUUGCAGAUGAACGUGGCUCAAUAAUCGACAUCCUGGAGCGUCAUCCAGAUAUCAGCAUCCCAUUUGGCACAUUCCUCGAACUGCACAUGCCACUUCGACUCAGACAAUAUAGCAUUUCCUCCUCGCCUCUCGCAGACCCCUCUCUUGCGACCAUCACAUUCAGCGUGAUCGAGAGCGAUGAGCACAUUGGGACAGCAACCAGUUAUCUGAAGAGUCUCGAGCCGGGCUCGACCCUGCAAGUCGCAGUCAAAAAGAGCUCAGCUGCAUUCCAUCUGCCCCUCGACGAAUCGAUUCCAGUCAUAAUGGUAGCUGCGGGCACGGGUCUGGCGCCUUUCCGAGGUUUCCUCCAGGAACGAGCAGUCAAAGCCGAAGCUGGAAGACAGCUGGGAGAAGCUCUUCUCUUUGUCGGAUGUCGAGAUCCAAAUCAGGACAAAAUUUUCGCUGAGGAGCUGGCUCAAUGGGAGAAUCUCGGUGUUGUGAAGGUACGUUAUGCUUACAGUCGGGCUUCAGAGCAGUCGGACGGAUGUCGGUAUGUUCAGGAUCGUGUGUACAAAGAGGCUGCUGAAAUCGCUCGCCUUUUCGAUCUCGGCGCGAGGAUAUAUAUAUGUGGAAGUGGAGCUAUGGGGAGGAGCGUCUCCGAUGUGGCUGUCAGACUGCUCGUCGAAGAAGCGGAGGACAAGGGCGAGAAGUUGUCGGAAGAGGAUGCGAGGCUCAGGUGGGAGAAGUGGCGGGGGGAGAGGUAUGCGCUUGAUGUCUUUGAUUAGCUUGUUGCGUGUGGGGAUUAUGCUGUUAUGGUCAUCUAUAGGCGAUCGAAUUAAUAUUCCGAAGCUCAUCACAUUUCAAGCGUCGAAUGUCCUUGCUCGCAGACCCAUGAGGACAGACUCAAUCAUCUUUUUCGUGAGCAUCAAUCGGAUCAAGAUGUACCUUCUUCCUCAUCUCCUCCUCCAGAAUCAUGCCCUUCACGCCCUCGCCCCUCCAAUCAUUAGUCCAAACAUGAUCCUGAUGGAAUUUCUGCGUAGGCCACCGCCAUUUCGCCCUCAGCUUCCUUCCCAAGUCGUCUUUCUCGACAUUUUGGAUGACGUCUACAAUCCUCUCGCCAAUAAUGGGUAAGAACUUAUACGCAUGCCCGCUCCCACCGGUGGCGACGAAGAGACCCUGGUAUCUUGGAUGAUAGUCGAUCAACCAGUCGCCCGUAGGAGUGUCAGUGUACCAGCAUAUUCUCGUGUGUGUGAAAGGACGAUCGGCAAGUUCUGGGAUACAGCGGCGGAGAAAGUUUCUGCAGACUUGCUUGGCUUCCGGGGGAAUAUCCAUGUCUGAGUCGUCGAGUUUGGUUUUGGGUAGCGAGACUGUGAUUUGUUCUCCAGCUUUCUCGGGAUGAGGAACGGUGACCGGGUUCGCAUAGCCAUAUCCAUGCCGUGCCACUUUCAGCUUGCGGUCUCGUGGUGGGAUGAUGAAGAGGCCGUCGUUUU
Pseudocercospora fijiensis CIRAD86 is the source of this 3819-nucleotide messenger RNA. RefSeq lists its product as uncharacterized. Bases 7 to 3114 code for a protein of 1035 amino acids. Gene Ontology annotation, cellular component: cytosol. The transcript has 3 exons. Gene Ontology annotation, molecular function: FMN binding; iron ion binding; aromatase activity. Lineage: Eukaryota; Fungi; Ascomycota; Dothideomycetes; Mycosphaerellales; Mycosphaerellaceae. The record is from RefSeq and is a predicted model, not a curated record.